Molecule: messenger RNA, 4785 nt
Organism: Manihot esculenta (cassava)
Lineage: Eukaryota; Viridiplantae; Streptophyta; Magnoliopsida; Malpighiales; Euphorbiaceae
Product: pleiotropic drug resistance protein 1
Exons: 24
Coding region: 182-4492 (1436 amino acids)
Cellular component (GO): membrane
Molecular function (GO): ABC-type transporter activity; ATP hydrolysis activity; ATP binding
Source: RefSeq, a predicted model, not a curated record
UCUGUUCUUCAACUCGUUCUUGCGGAGAAACCCAGUUCAUAUUUUCGUGUGUACUUUAAGCUCAAGAACUCAAAUUUUGGGAUUUCUUUGAUUCUUAUUUGGAAAACAACAAAGUAAACAGAUUGACAUCACCUGUGUGCUGGUGGGUUUUGAUUGUUUUUGAAGUUGUAAACCUCUUUCAAUGGAGGGUGAUCACUACAGAGCAAGUAAUAGUUUACGAAGAGGAAGCUCUUCUGUGUGGAGAAACAAUGGAUUGGAUGUUUUUUCAAGAUCUUCACGAGAAGAAGACGAUGAGGAGGCUCUAAAAUGGGCUGCACUUGAGAAAUUACCUACCUAUGAUCGUCUGAGGAAAGGUAUAUUGGUUAGUGUAUCCAAAGGUGGAGCUAAUGAGAUCGAUGUAGACAACCUUGGAUUUCAAGAAAGGAAAACUUUGUUAGAGAGGUUGGUCAAAGUUGCAGAAGAGGAUAAUGAGAAGUUCUUGUUGAAGCUUAAGAACCGUAUUGACAGGGUUGGAAUUGAAGUUCCAACAAUUGAAGUCCGGUAUGAGCAUCUAAAUGUUGAAGCAGAAGCUUUGGUAGGAAGUAAUGCUUUGCCUUCGUUCCUUAACUUCUCGUUUAGUCUUGUAGAGGGUUUGUUCCGUUAUAUCCUUCCAAAUAGAAAGAGACCAUUGACCAUCCUGAAGGAUGUUAGUGGAGUCAUCAAGCCAUCAAGAAUGACUUUGCUUUUGGGUCCUCCAAGCUCUGGAAAGACCUCUCUCUUGUUGGCACUGGCUGGGAAGCUUGAUCCGAGUCUAAAGGUUUCUGGUACUGUGACUUACAAUGGCCAUUCAUUGAAUGAGUUCAUACCCCAGAGAACAGCUGCCUAUAUCAGUCAACAUGAUCUCCAUAUAGGAGAAAUGACUGUAAGGGAGACCUUGGCAUUUUCAGCCAGAUGCCAAGGAGUUGGAACCCAACAUGAAAUGUUAGCAGAAUUGUCUAGAAGAGAAAAAGCAGCAAACAUUAAGCCUGAUCCCGAUCUUGACGUCUUUAUGAAGGCAGCAGCAACAGAAGGUCAGGAGACCAGUGUCGUCACAGAUUAUGUUUUAAAGAUAUUAGGAUUGGAUAUCUGUGCCGAUACUCUGGUAGGAAAUGAAAUGAUAAGGGGUAUCUCUGGAGGACAAAGGAAGCGUGUUACAACAGGUGAAAUGCUGGUUGGACCAGCUAAGGCAUUGUUCAUGGAUGAGAUUUCUACUGGCUUGGACAGCUCAACAACUUUCUCAAUUGUUAAUUCACUAAAGCAAUCCAUCCACAUUCUAAAUGGAACUGCUGUCAUAUCCCUCCUUCAGCCAGCACCAGAGACUUAUAACCUCUUCGAUGAUAUUAUUCUGAUCUCAGAUGGCCAGAUUGUGUAUCAGGGUCCUCGAGAGAAUGUGCUUGAGUUUUUUGAAUAUAUGGGCUUCAAGUGUCCUGAAAGAAAAGGAGUUGCUGACUUCUUGCAAGAGGUGACAUCAAAGAAAGAUCAGCAGCAGUACUGGGCACGCAAAGAUCAACCUUACAGGUUUGUCACGGUGAACGAAUUUGCUGAGGCAUUCCAAUCAUAUGAAGUGGGAAGAAAAAUUGCAGAAGAUCUUUCAGUUCCAUUUGAUAGGACCAAGAACCACCCAGCUGCUUUGACAACCAAACCCUACGGUGUUGGAAAGAUGGAGCUGAUUAAAGCAAACUUCUCAAGAGAAUACUUGCUUAUGAAAAGGAAUUCGUUUGUGUAUGUCUUCAAACUCACACAACUUAUAGUGAUGGCAAUCAUUGGUAUGACACUCUUCUUUAGGACCGAGAUGAAACAUGAUAGUUUUGAAGAUGCAGGAGUUUAUGCGGGUGCUUUGUUCUUCACCCUGAUCACGAUCAUGUUUAAUGGUAUGGCAGAGCUAUCCAUGACCAUUGCUAAGCUUCCUGUAUUCUACAAGCAAAGGAACCUCCUAUUCUUUCCUGCAUGGUCAUAUGCAAUUCCUUCAUGGAUCCUUAAAAUUCCUGUCACAUUUUUGGAAGUUGGUGUUUGGGUGUUCAUCACUUAUUACGUCAUUGGAUUUGAUCCUAAUGUUGGAAGGCUAUUUAAGCAGUAUAUGCUGCUUUUACUUGUGAACCAGAUGGCCUCUGGUCUUUUCCGGUUUAUUGCUUCAGUUGGAAGAAACAUGAUUGUUGCUAAUACAUUUGGUUCAUUUGCACUCCUUACACUUUUUGCAUUGGGUGGCUUUGUCCUCAAACGAUCGGACAUAAAGAAAUGGUGGAUCUGGGGUUACUGGGUAUCCCCACUGAUGUAUGGGCAGAAUGCAAUUGUUGCUAACGAGUUUCUUGGGAACAGUUGGAAUCAUAUUCCAGCAAACUCAACCUCAACAGAUUCUCUAGGAGUUCAAUUUUUGAAAACUAACGGGUUCUUCCCGCAUGCAUAUUGGUAUUGGUUAGGAGUAGGGGCAUCAGCUGGAUAUAUACUAGUCUUCAAUUUACUCUAUACUGUGGCUCUUACUUUCUUAGACCAAUUUGAGAAGCCUCAGGCUGUUAUAUCUGAUGAGCCUGAAGAAAGUAACAGAAGUGGAGGAGCCAUUCAGUUAUCACAAGCUGAAAGCAGUCACAGAACCCAGACAGAGAGUGGGACAAGUGGAAUUGAUGAAUCAAACCAUAACAAGAAAAAAGGAAUGGUUCUUCCAUUUGAACCACAUUCUAUCACUUUUGAUAAUGUUAUAUACUCUGUCGAUAUGCCCCAGGAAAUGAAAAGUCAGGGAGUUGUUGAGGACAAGUUGGUGCUUUUGAAGGGCGUGAGUGGUGCUUUCAGGCCAGGUGUUCUCACAGCCUUAAUGGGUGUUAGUGGUGCUGGUAAAACCACUCUGAUGGACGUGCUGGCUGGCAGAAAAACUGGCGGAUAUAUCGAGGGGGAUAUCAGAAUUUCUGGUUAUCCCAAGAAGCAAGAAACCUUUGCUAGAAUUUCAGGAUACUGUGAGCAAAAUGACAUCCACUCUCCGUAUGUUACUGUCUAUGAAUCCUUAGUCUACUCUGCUUGGCUUCGUCUACCCCCUGAUGUCGACUCUGAAACCAGAAGGAUGUUCGUUGAAGAAGUCAUGGAGCUUGUGGAGCUGAAUCCAUUGAGGCAAGCACUCGUUGGGUUGCCUGGUGUGAAUGGUUUGUCUACUGAGCAGCGAAAGCGGCUAACCAUUGCAGUUGAGCUAGUGGCAAACCCCUCUAUAAUAUUCAUGGAUGAGCCAACUUCAGGGCUAGAUGCAAGAGCUGCUGCAAUUGUAAUGAGAACAGUUAGGAACACUGUGGACACAGGAAGAACUGUUGUGUGCACAAUCCAUCAGCCAAGCAUUGACAUAUUUGAAGCUUUUGAUGAGUUAUUCUUGAUGAAGAGAGGAGGAGAAGAGAUAUAUGUCGGGCCAUUGGGUCGCCAUUCCUGUCAUCUGAUUAAAUAUUUUGAGGGAAUUGGAGGAGUCAGUAAAAUUACAGAUGGUUACAAUCCAGCAACUUGGAUGUUGGAAGUUUCCAGCUCUGCACAAGAGUUAACUUUGGGGGUUGAUUUUGCAAACGUUUACAGGAAUUCAGAUCUUUACAGGAGAAACAAAGCAAUGAUUCAGGAAUUAAGCAAGCCUGCUCCUGGUACAGAGGAUCUCUAUUUCCCUACACAAUACUCGCAACCCUUUUUGACCCAAUGUAUGGCUUGCUUAUGGAAGCAGUCAUGGUCAUAUUGGAGGAAUCCACCAUAUACAGGCGUAAGAUUUUGGUUCACGACCUUUAUUGCCUUGAUGUUUGGGACGAUUUUCUGGGACCUUGGCUCCAAAAUGGAAAAGGAAGGAGAUCUUACCAAUGCAAUGGGUUCAAUGUAUGCAGCUGUUCUUUUCCUUGGGGUGCAAAAUUCAUCAUCUGUACAGCCGGUAGUUGCUGUUGAAAGAACCGUCUUUUAUAGAGAGAAAGCUGCCGGAAUGUAUUCUGCCAUGCCCUAUGCAUAUGCACAGGCCUUGAUUGAGCUUCCCUAUAUUUUUGCUCAAGCUGGAGUCUACAGUCUUAUAACAUAUGCAAUGAUUGGGUUUGAAUGGACUGCUGCCAAGUUCUUCUGGUAUCUAUUCUUCUUGUACUUCACAUUAUUAUACUUCACCUUCUAUGGAAUGAUGACUGUCGCCGUGACGCCAAACCACCACAUUGCAUCCAUAGUAUCAUCAGCAUUCUACUCAAUAUGGAAUCUAUUUUCAGGAUUCAUUGUUCCAAGGCCUAAAAUGCCUGUGUGGUGGAGAUGGUACUACUGGGGAUGUCCAAUAUCAUGGACCUUGUAUGGAUUAUUUGCAUCCCAGUUUGCUGAUAUAACAAAACCACUGGGGACUACUGGUAAAACAGUGGAGGAAUAUGUAAAUGAAACUUAUGGUAUUAAGCAUGAUUUUCUAGGAGCAUCUGCUGGUGUUAUUUUUGGAAUCGCCUUGCUCUUUGCAGUCAUUUUUGCCGUUUCCAUCAAGGCCUUCAAUUUCCAGAGGCGGUAGAGAAAUUUGCUUUGCCUUGUUCUGCUCUCCUCUGCUUUUCUUUAACUUAGGCUAUUUAUUACAAAGGUUUUGUUUUGUUUUUUUUUUUUUUCUUUAAAGUGUCAACAAAAUGAGGAAGUAGAUAAGAAUAAACUUGUCCAAUUUCCUGUAUAUUUUUCUUAUUUUAUUCUUAAAAUCUAAUGUAAUAGUUGCAACUUUGUAAGCUUCAGCUACUUGCACACAACUAGAAGCUGCAGAGUUUCUGUAUGUUUGUAAGUGCAAUAUCUAUUAAAUUACAAAUUCUUUUUUACUUA